UCGCCACGCUCCGCUCUUUCAUAUAUGCGAGAAGAGACAGGAAGCGCCUUCAACACGAGAGCCAACAAGUGAACAGCACACCCACUGCUACUACAGACAGCAUGUUGACGCGCAAGCAACAGUGGCGCCGAGUGAGGGGGCCGAGGUCGUCCGUGGAAACACACCAGCUCGCUGAUAGAGGCGGCGGACAGACCUGCCAGCGUGUCGCGGGGGCGCCGGGUGCGCCCGCACACCCUCGAGCCAUCAACUCUUUGAGCAUCGAUGAUUCUCUGCUCCGUCUGGCUGCGACCGGCCGCCCCGCUGCCAGCGAUGAAGAAGAUGAGCCUGCGGCGGCCGCCACCGCCGCCGCCGCCGCCGCCCCGGCUGUCCCAAGCAGCAGCGUGCGCCCACCUAAGGUUGAUAAAAGUGACGCCUUCUGCGUUGGAAGCAACGUUCGGUUCAACCACCAAGUGAGAGUGGUCUUGGUGCCUUCAAGGAAGGAGCUCCGUCCGCUCAUGGAGGAGCUGUGGUGGGGAACGAACGACUACGUUGAGUUCAGGCGCGAGUUCGUUCAAGCAAUGAGGGAGGCAGCCGCCACCAAGGUGGAAAACAAAGCCAACCAAGAAACACCAUCUGACCAAGAAACACCAUCUGCGUCGGAGAUCCAAGACACAGCCGUCGCCGCUGCCGCAACAGCAUCGGAGGCGACCGAAUUGAUCGCGACCGCGUCGUCUCCACCCGCUUCGGGGGCGCGGGGCAGCAGCGGCAGCAGCAGCAGCAGCAGCGGCGUUGCAGACGACCUGUUGCCUCCUCUCCCACGCUCACCGCCGUCGCCUCUUUCCUCCGCGAGCCUGACGACCCCUCUCCCGCCGUCACGCGGCGCUGCUGGCGCCGCCCCGGCUUGCGCCGUCAAGGUGUCCAACAUGUUCCCGACGGCGGGUGGCCCGGCCGAGGGGCAGGAAGACGGCGGCGGCUGCGACGGCGGGCUUCUCCCGCCGGCAGCCCUGGGGGUUGUGCUCGUCGCCACCUCGAUCCCGCCGGAGGCGCUAACCCUAGCGUCGGCGGCGACGGUGAGGAAGCCGCCGGCCACCGCGGAACGCCGCCGGAAAAAGUCGACGGCGGACGGGGGCCGGCGGGGGCGGAAGAAGGAGGGGACGUCACUGCUGCCGUCCCCGGGGUCGUUUUCAUCCCCGCGGGAUUCGUGGCGCCUAGUGGCCCCGGUGGUGCAGGAGUUGCGCCGGGCGGAGCGCGUCAAGCGGGCGGAGCGCGUCAAGCGGGCGGAGCGCGUCAAGCGGGCGGCGGACUUGAGUUGGGCCCCGAUCGCCGGGCCAUCCACGGCGGCGGCACAGGACGAAGAAGAGGACGGGGGGUACCGCACGCACUCGUUGAGCUCAGCGUCGGAAGAAGGCCGUGAUAACAGCGACGAGGAGAGUGGGUACGGCUGCGGCAGGGACGAGGAGUGCAGGGGGGCGGCCAAGACGAUCACCAAACCUCCUCAGCAGCCGGGGUGCGGCCCCAACUUGUUCUCCCGCGAUGAGCGCACCGUCUGCAUGGCAUGAUGAUGUAUCGGUUCUGUACCCUCACGCCGUCGCUCGAUUCUGCGGUACGGCUGUUUGGGCCUGCAACUCCUUUGAAGCUUGCCUUGCAGAAGAAUGGCGUUUUGGGUUUGCACUCUGCAGAGGAUGAGUAGCGAAGCGAGUUGAUGAUGAUAGGAUCGUUCCCCACGCUCUUCCUGGGUGUCGUGACUUGUGCUAUUCGUUCACCCACAAGGGCAAAUAAGGGGUUGCGGCUGGUGUUUUGUGGAGGAGUAAAUGCGUCGACGCGUGGGUGCUACUGCGGGUAGAAGAGAGUGCUGCGCCCACAACGGAAGGACGUUCAUUUGAUCCAUUACAACAAGAAGGAUGCGUGUUGUAUACAACUCUGGUUGGUUUAUUCUUGUGAGCGUAGGAGUGCUUCUGUGUUUCGGCAGUUCUGAGUGUGUGGUUUUCGUAUGUUGGCUUGUUUUUGACGGGGUUGGGCGUGCACUACACCCUUCUGCCUGGACGGUUGGGUGAUUUUAUGUAUUUUUUGGAACGCGUUGUGUCUCCGUUUCACCAUAUAGACUAGAGCAGAGGAAUACCAGAGAAAAGGCGAAGUCUCUGUUGUUCCAUUUAUAUGUCUGCUGCUUGCAGUCCAUGAGAACAUUCGCACAAUACUUUCUGCUUGCUGCCUGUGUUGUUUUGGGGUACUUUUCAGAGGCACUACAUGCUUUGGGAAGAGGCUUUCGGCACUCAAAAAACAGGGAGGGAAUGCUAGAGGAGCAAACGCUCAGAACUGGCCGAGUACAUGUGAUAUGUCAGACGCUCGUGUGCCUUUUGUUUUUUUCUAACGCUCGGUUUGUUUGCUUCUCAAUGGUCUGGAGGGUCGUGGACGAUCACCCCAACAGUGUGGGACGAGCUCUCGACAUGCGAAGUGGGAUGGAUGGGUGGCUUGGGGUGCUGUUGUUUCGGAGGGAUGAGACAGUUUUUGCGAAGUGUGAAGUUUCAAGCACUGAACCUUGCUGCUGCUGCUGCUGGGGGUGCCUGUCCCGUGUGUAUGUAGCUUGACCUUGUUUGCUGCUUGCAGUCGGCGAGAGCAUGUGUUUGCACAAACCUUCUACUUACUGCAUUUGUCGUUUACAGAGGCGCCAUGCUCUGGAACGACGCCUUCGACACUCGAAACAGGGGGGGGAAACAGGAAGAAAGUGUCAGAACUGGUUGGGUACAUGCACUUACGUGUCUUUUUUUUUCUUCUUGUUCUGACCCUCGAAUUGUGUGCUGCUCCCCGGCCACAAGCGCGGUGGGAAGCCAAUGUUUCGUCGGUUUCCAUUUUAUUUUCAGAGACACCCCGCGUACGUAUACCAAGGUACGAACCGCGCGAAGCGGGAAACGGGAUGCCCGUUUUUCGGGGAGGAUGCUGCUCCUUCGGAGGGUUGAGACAGUUUAUGCGAGUGUAAAGUUUUAUGUGGAAUUUUACGCACUGAAACUUGCUGUUGCUGCUGCUGCGCCUUCAUUUGUCAUGUGUAGCCUUUUGUAGGGAUGGGUCUCAUGUGAAUAGGGUUGCUGGUCUACUGCCUUGAAUACUCUCCAUUGCGUGACGUUGACAAGGGAUUGAAUAUUUCGCCAAUGUGAGGAUGUGUUGUGCGUUACUUGUGGGUUUGCUCUUGAGAUCGUGUUUAGCCUUUAAAGUAUCGCGUAUAGAAGGAGGUGCCGGGGGAGAGGUCAGACCGUUAUCUUGCCGUUGUGGAGACAGGCAGUUGUUGAUACUCCUAGACGUCGAUGGCGGAAGUGACAACGCACAAAUCGAGGUUGCGUAAGAAACGAGCUCUCGAUUGCCGGUGUGUUACUUCGAAGAACUCCGUUGAUGCCAGGAACACAUGCAUGUGUCACCACCCUAGAAUAGAAAGCAGCGAGAGAAGGAAGGGUUGUUGAAUCGAGGGCGCAGUUAAGAAAACAUGGUUUGUCGUUGCGGGGGGCUGGAUACAACGAGGGGUACAACCCGAAUGAAUGGUGCGAUGGACACUUUUUCGGGCAGAGAUCGAUAUCAUUUGCGUGUAUCUGCGUGGUGUAGUCUGUCUUGUCUGCCGCAUACGUUCUACCGCUGACGGCCGCAUGCAUAGUGGUAGAGCGACGCUGAAAAGACCUGCACGCCUAAGUUGAUCGAUUUCAAUGAAUGAAGUUCACUUUGUAUGUAUUUGGGACGACUGCUGGUAGAUUCGAUGAGACCAAGGGAUCAAGAGAAGCAUGAUGUAAUGCUAACCCCGUGCUGUUUUCCGAGGUGACGAAAACGCGAGACACGGGAAGGGAAGAAU
Molecule: messenger RNA, 3808 nt
Organism: Ectocarpus sp. CCAP 1310/34
Lineage: Eukaryota; Phaeophyceae; Ectocarpales; Ectocarpaceae
Source: the annotation of a GenBank genome assembly